AUGACCGGUCAGCCAGCCGAGCCAGCGCUGUGGGCCCUGAGGGAGAGGAUCUCGGAGGCGCUGAGCCAGGACGGCUACGUGUACAAAUACGACCUCUCCCUGCCCACCGAGAGGCUCUACGACCUCGUGCCCGACCUGCGCGCCCGCCUUGGCUCGCAGGCCAAGCACGUGGUGGGCUAUGGCCACUUGGGGGACGGUAACCUGCACCUCAAUGUGACGUCAGAGGCCUUCAGCCCGUCGCUGCUAGACGCCCUGGAACCCUACGUGUACGAGUGGACGGCCAGGCAGCGGGGCAGCGUCAGCGCCGAGCACGGCCUGGGCUUCAGGAAGAGAGGCGUCCUCAGCUACAGCAAGCCGCCCGAGGCCCUGAGGCUCAUGCAGCAGCUCAAGGCCCUCCUGGACCCCCAGGGCAUCCUGAACCCCUACAAGACGCUGCCCGCCCAGGCCUGACAGGGCCUUUGGGGUCAGCAGGAGACGCAGGAGGGGCCUUGGCCCGGCUCUGGUUUUGCCUGUCGCGGUGGGCCUGCAGGGUUGGGGUGAGCUCGGGGGUCUCUGUGCCGUAGGGCAGCAGCAGGUGGGGUGGUCCAGCCACCAGUUGGAGGGGCCCAGUCGGCCCCCGGGCGGGAUUCUUCCUGGCUGCCCUGGCAAUCCUGUUGGGCUGUCUGGUCUGCUCUCUCAGUCUCUGCGUGGGCACUGUCCACCCCUCUGCCCGCUGGGAGAGGGCCUCCUGCUGACGUCCUGGGGGGGCCAGGUGGGCAGGGAGACCAGGCCACAUUACGCUCGGUGGUGGGCUGCAGCUGUGGGAGGGGGCAUGCGUGGUCCCGUCACUGGGUCCCCCACGCAGUAUGCGUCCCUGGCAGAGGCGAUGAGCUCCGUGGGAGAGUGUGGGGUCUGUCCCAGAACUCUCACUGGUGGCCUGGGUCACCGGCGGCUUUGGGCCAGAGUGACAGGGAUGGUGUCCACCCUGUAAGGCAUGGUUCCCCCAUUUUCUAGAGGGCCCAUCCAUUGGCAAGCCAGUUGUCAAAGUUAGUCAUUAAGGGCUCACCCUGUUGGUUUGCAGUGAUGUGUCUGCAGAGAUGUGUCUGCACUCCCGCUUCAGCAUCCAACAUCCGUGAGGCCAGGGUGAGAAGCCCCGAUGUGCCCGAGCGGGUGCGUGCCACGGGGCGGCUUGGCACACAGUGCACCCUGACCCGCUCCCCGCUGUUGCCCAGGCCUGGGCCGCUCCUGGGGCUGUGGAGAAGGUCCAGACACGUGCUCUCUCUCGGCUGUGAUGAACCUCCAGUAAAAUGGGAAUUAAUCAUGA
This is a messenger RNA of Leptonychotes weddellii (Weddell seal), 1303 nucleotides long. The record is from RefSeq and is a predicted model, not a curated record. Lineage: Eukaryota; Metazoa; Chordata; Mammalia; Carnivora; Phocidae.